Molecule: messenger RNA, 1947 nt
Organism: Calidris pugnax (ruff)
Lineage: Eukaryota; Metazoa; Chordata; Aves; Charadriiformes; Scolopacidae
Product: mucin-2-like
Exons: 9
Source: RefSeq, a predicted model, not a curated record
CCCACCAGCACCUCCACAACCACCAUGACCACCAGCACCUCUGAGUCCUCCACACCCACCAGCACCUCCACAACCACCAUGACCACCAGCACCUCUGAGUCCUCCACACCCACCAGCACCAGCACCUCCACAACCACCAUGACCACCAGCACCUCUGAGUCCUCCACACCCACCAGCACCUCCACCAGCACCUCUGAGUCCUCCACACCCACCAGCACCUCCACAACCACCAUGACCACCUCCACAACCACCAUGACCACCAGCACCUCUGAGUCCUCCACACCCACCAGCACCUCCACAACCACCAUGACCACCAGCACCUCUGAGUCCUCCACACCCACCAGCACCUCCACAACCACCAUGACCACCAGCACCUCUGAGUCCUCCACACCCACCAGCACCUCCACAACCACCAUGACCACCAGCACCUCUGAGUCCUCCACACCCACCAGCACCUCCACAACCACCAUGACCACCAGCACCUCUGAGUCCUCCACACCCACCAGCACCUCCACAACCACCAUGACCACCAGCACCUCUGAGUCCUCCACACCCACCAGCACCUCCACAACCACCAUGACCACCAGCACCUCUGAGUCCUCCACACCCACCAGCACCUCCACAACCACCAUGACCACCAGCACCUCUGAGUCCUCCACACCCACCAGCACCUCCACAACCACCAUGACCACCAGCACCUCUGAGUCCUCCACACCCACCAGCACCUCCACAACCACCAUGACCACCAGCACCUCUGAGUCCUCCACACCCACCAGCACCUCCACAACCACCAUGACCACCAGCACCUCUGAGUCCUCCACACCCACCAGCACCUCCACAACCACCAUGACCACCAGCACCUCUGAGUCCUCCACACCCACCAGCACCUCCACAACCACCAUGACCACCAGCACCUCUGAGUCCUCCACACCCACCAGCACCUCCACAACCACCAUGACCACCAGCACCUCUGAGUCCUCCACACCCACCAGCACCUCCACAACCACCAUGACCACCAGCACCUCUGAGUCCUCCACACCCACCAGCACCUCCACAACCACCAUGACCACCAGCACCUCUGAGUCCUCCACACCCACCAGCACCUCCACAACCACCAUGACCACCAGCACCUCUGAGUCCUCCACACCCACCAGCACCUCCACAACCACCAUGACCACCAGCACCUCUGAGUCCUCCACACCCACCAGCACCUCCACAACCACCAUGACCACCAGCACCUCUGAGUCCUCCACACCCACCAGCACCUCCACAACCACCAUGACCACCAGCACCUCUGAGUCCUCCACACCCACCAGCACCUCCACAACCACCACCACCAGCACCUCUGAGUCCUCCACACCCACCAGCACCUCCACAACCACCAUGACCACCAGCACCUCUGAGUCCUCCACCUCUGAGUCCUCCACACCCACCAGCACCUCCACAACCACCAUGACCACCAGCACCUCUGAGUCCUCCACACCCACCAGCACCUCCACAACCACCAUGACCACCAGCACCUCUGAGUCCUCCACACCCACCAGCACCUCCUCCACAACCACCAGCACCUUGGGGUCCUCCACACCCACUGAAACCUCUACCACCACCAUGACCACCAGCACAUCCGAGUCCUCCAAACCCACCGAAACUUCCACAAGCACCAUGACCACCAGUACCUCUGAGUCCUCCACACCCUCCGGCAACUUUGAGGCCUCCAAACCUACUGGCACCUCCACAACCACCAUGACCACCAGCACCUCUGAAUUCUCUACACCCACCAGGACCUCCACAACCAUCAUGACCACCAAACCUCUGAGUCCUCCACACCCACGGUCCUCCACACCCACUGAAAUCUCCACAACCACCAUGACCACCAGCACCUCCGAGCCCUCCACACCCACCAGGACCUCCACAACCACCAUGACCACCAGCACCUCUGAGUCCUCC